AUGCAAUCCGUGCAGAGGAAGUUUGGCAGGCUGCUCAGCAAGAACCCGGGCGACAAUGCCAAACUUAUCGAAAGCGCAAAAUCCUGGCAAGAGUCAUGGUUCACCCUAGUCAACUCCCAGCUCGAGAUUGCCAACGUCUACGCGGGCCUGUAUGAUCCUAUAGUUGGCGCAUCUGACGGCCACGGUCGCCAGACCGCCAUCACACCAGAGCUCCAGCUCCACAGAACUUUCGCCCUGAAGGACGUCUACUCGGACCUGAGGACAGAGCUCACCGAGGACAUCACUUCCAUCGAAACCCGCAUCAUCCAACCUGCCAACAACGCUCGGCAAUCCAUCAAUCCCAUACGCAAGACCAUAAAGAAGAGGGAGGACAAGCGCUUCGAUGUCGAGAAAACCCAGGACAAGGUCCACAAACUUCAUCGCAAGGCCACUCGUACGCCCAAGGAAGAUGCUCAACUGGCAAAGGCCGAGGACGAGCUGGCAACUCUGUCCGAGGAGUUUGAGAUUGCCGACCACCACCUGCGAGAGACCCUACCGCCCAUAAUCCAGGCUACGUUUAGCCUCGUCCCUCCUCUUUUGGCUGCGCACAUUGUCAUCCAGAACAGGCUGCUCGGCUUGUACUACACCGUCUUGCAUGGAUAUUGUGAGGAGAAUGACUUUCCUUCCCCGGCCCCGCCAAUGGACGAUGUCAUCGCGGAUUGGGCCAGGUACUUCGAGCCUGGGAAGCGCGACGUGGAAUCGAUCUCCAUGAUUUCUCGGGGCAGGGGCAUUAGGGAACCUCUGAACCUAUCGAACGAUGGCGCUCCGCUUAACCGCCAACUCUCCGCCCCUCCACCGGAAGCCGGUAUGCGCCGCGCGUCCUCGGGCCUUAUCCCUAGCGUCAAUGGAGGCCGACCACGGAUAACUUCGUCCAACUCGACGGCGCGGACACCGUCACCACAACCCAGCCCCAACCUUGGCCCAAGGCCAGACGCCAAGAACUCUAAUUUCGGCGGGCACCUGAAACCUACAGACUUCACGACAGCAAGUGAUCUGGGGCGGGCGGGUGGCCAAGUCUCUCCGUCCCAGCUCCGUCAAUCAUCUGCAAACGACUAUUUUGGCAGCCGUAACCCACCUUCUCCAGCUUCCACGAUCGCCUCGAAUUUCUCGCAAACCAGCAUCGCGGCCAAGAAGAAGCCACCUCCACCGCCCCCACCGAAGCGCAUCGGUAGUGGCAAGCCAGAGGAAUAUGUCAUUGCGCAGUACGAUUUUGUGGGCCAGGGCGCCGGUGACUUGUCCUUCCGCGAGGGCGACAGAAUCAAGAUUAUCAAGAAGACGCAGACGGACCAGGACUGGUGGACCGGCGAGCUGGCCGGCAGGAGAGGAGAUUUCCCUGCUAAUUAUUGCAAGCGCGCUUAG
Molecule: messenger RNA, 1398 nt
Organism: Diaporthe amygdali
Lineage: Eukaryota; Fungi; Ascomycota; Sordariomycetes; Diaporthales; Diaporthaceae
Product: SH3 domain-containing protein
Exons: 3
Coding region: 1-1398 (465 amino acids)
Biological process (GO): endocytosis; actin cortical patch localization; plasma membrane tubulation
Cellular component (GO): Rvs161p-Rvs167p complex; medial cortex; mating projection tip
Molecular function (GO): protein binding; lipid binding
Source: RefSeq, a predicted model, not a curated record